ACCAACUUUUCACCAAACACAUUCAAACCAACUUUUCACCAGACACAUUCAACCCAACUUUUCAUCAGCCCUAUUCAAACUUACUUUUCAUCAGACACAUUCAAACCAACUUUUCACCAGACACAUUCAAACCAACUUUUCACCAGACACAUUCAACCCAACUUUUCAUCAGCCCCAUUCAAACUUACUUUUCAUCAGACACAUUCAAACCAACUUUUCAUCAGACACAUUCAAACCAACUUUACACCAGACACAUUCAAACCAACUUUUCAUCAGCCCAUUCAAACUUACUUUUCAUCAGACACAUUCAAACCAACUUUUCACCAGACACAUUCAACCCAACUUUUCACCAAAGACAUUCAACCCAACUUUUCACCGGACACAUUCAAACCAACUUUUCACCAGACACAUUCAAACCAACUUUCACCAGACACAUUCAAACCAAGUUUUCACCAGACACAUUCAAACCAAGUUUUCACCAGACACAUUCAAACCAACUUUUCAUCAGACUCAUUCAAACAUACCUCUCAUUAGACUCAUUUGAACUAAGUCGGCUAUCAUUUUGAUGCUUAAUGGGGAUUUUAUACAUGUUAUUAGAGACAAUAUAAAGCAUUUACAAUAUUUUCAGCUGUAAAGAUCCCAAAAUGCUGUACCCUACUAGUCAAUUCAUCUGAUUUUUGUAAAAAAAAAAUAAUUGGCUAAAAGACAAAAGCGCCAUGACAAAUAUUGCAUAACAGAAUAAUGAAUUAAACCGUGCAAUGACAAGUAUAGAUUGAACAAUGUAAUGGCAAAAACAAAACAAAAAUGGAUCGAACAAUAUUACAUAAUUGUUUUAUUUCAACAGAUUUGAACCAACAAUUGAUUUAUGAGAUGAAAUAGAGAUCGGAGACUAGUAAACAUGGCUACAGCAGCGCCAACAGACAACCGAGUUUACCUUUACCGCUUACUAACACUUAAUAUAGAUUACGGCACUGCAAUCGUUAGAAAUGUAAUUGACGAUAAAUGCUCAAAUACUGCACUUACGACCGUUUUGACUCGAGAGAAAAGAGCAAUAAACAACCUAAGGGCAAACAAAGCGAUAACGAAGGUCCAGUUUGAUUUGUUGUAUCCACAGAGUGGCAUCCCUCCUACAACGUCAGACUUCGAUCUUACUCUUGGUCUGUGCCUGCUAAGGAAUCUUAAACAUUUUGGUUUAAAUCCAAAGUAUACAUGGAAUAUUACCCCUCAGCCAGGAGAUACUUCACUUGAAGCAGAUCUAUGCCGCUUGCGCAUGUAUCGCAAUGAAUUGGCGCAUAUAUCCUCGACAGACGGAAUUCAAGAGACAGAUUUCAUAGCCAAAUGGGCUGAAACCGAAGGGGUUCUGCACAGACUGAACGGCUUAGUUCAAAGGCCUAUUCAGAAUCUAAAACAACUCAUUGAUGAUUGCAAAACUGAUCCGCUUGAUCCUGAAGCAGAAAAAAAAAUAGAAAAGCAAAUCGAAAAGAUGCGAAAAGAAGAAGAAAAAUUAGAAUUUGAAAUGCAGAAUAUAAAGAAAGGGAUUGCCGACGUAACAAAAGAAGUUACCGAAGUGGAAGGAGAUGUUCACACAGUAACGAAAGAUCUUCACAAAUUAAGAGAAGAUUUCAAAGCAACGAUCAACAGAGUUGAUAGGCUUGAAAAGCAAAGGAUAUUAGAAGGAACCCAAAAACGAGGGAAGAAACCAAGUGUACUUAAAAGAAUACUUGAAAAGUUACCUUCCAUGCGAGGACAAAAGAAAGAAGAAACAGAGACAAGCAGGUUGCACUCUGCUGCAGAUGACGAGUAUAUUCAUAUGAAAAAACAACUGAAGGACGAUUUGAUAGAUCUCUACAGGGAAAGGCACCAUACCCUACCGAUGUCACCUUUAAUGGAAGAAAAUGACACGCCUCUCCUUAAGUUUUACGUCAUGCCAGACAUAGAGUCAGUGGAAAUUCAGAGGGCGCGUGGAGGUGGCAAAGAAAUUAGAUCAAAGGUUACGUCAUUGCAUGAUGUUUUCUACAAGGAAAAAGAACCAUGUCGCAAAAUUUACCUUGCUGCGGAUGCUGGGUUUGGGAAAACAGCAUUAAGUAAACGGCUCGUUUUAACGUGGUGUCAAGCAAAAAACUGUAUCCCAAACGAAGAUGAACAUUUUAAGAAGAAAGACAUUAGUACAAUGUCGAAUUUUGACUUUGUGUUUUUGUUGUCUUUACGUGAUUGUUCCGAAGAAUGGGACAUUGAUGAGAUGAUCAAAAAACAAAUAACUAAUGAUCUAGCACACAUUAUUUCAACUAGUGAUUUUGAAAAAAUUCUUUCUAAGGAAAGGUGCCUGAUAAUAUUGGAUGGAUUGGACGAAUUCACACACGCAAAAAGUGACAUUCCACACAGGAAAACUAGGAGGAAAUGUACAAUUCUCACAACAACUAGACCGUGGAAAUUGGGCGUUAGUAAGAUACGUGCAAGUGAAAUAGAACGAAAGUUGGAACUUGUCGGACUUAGUAAAACGUCUGCUAGAAGAUUAAAAAGGACUGUGAUCUCACUGUUAUGUGGUAAAACUGACAUAGAAAAACAUAUUCAAGAGUUUGAUCGUGCUAUCAGUGAUAGGGGUAUUUCGGAUUUGGAAACUAUUCCGCUCUUACUGAUGUAUAUUUUGUGUUUAUGGUGUGAUGGAAUAGAGCUAGGAGCAUCUAGAACUGAGUUAUAUUGUCAGACUGUUGAACUGCUCCUUAAACGAACGUUUGAAAAAUAUCCCGACAUGCAACAGUCGCGCAAACAGUCCCAGAGUGAUAUCCCACAAUGCUUCGGUGAACAUGAACAUUGUAAGAAACACUACACAUUUCUGCAAGCUUUAGGACAAUUAGCAUUUGAAAUGUUAUUCAGUGAUAACAAAGAAAAAACCCUUGUGUUUAGCCAGUCAAUGACAGAGAAAAAACUAACCCCAGAGUAUUUGAAAUUAAGUCUUAACUCGGGAAUAUUAACACAAAGUACAGAAAAGACACUAACAAAACAAAUCUCGAAAUUUUCGUUUUCGCACAAAACAGUGCACGAAUUUUUUUGUGCACUGUACAUUAGCUGUCAAAAUGAAAGUGAUGUCAAAAACAUUGUUAUAAACAAAUGCAAAAGUUUGCAGAGUAUUCUGGACAUGUCAACAGUGCUUGUUUUCAUCAGCGGAAUGAAUACAGAAAUCAUUUCGUCAGUAUCACAGGAAUUUCUUUCUGUUAUCAGCGAAGAUAAGAUAACGAGCGAAUACAGAUCCACGACUGACGAAUACUGUAAACCUCUGCAUGACAUACAAGACAUGUACAUUUCUUGUAUGAAAGAAAACUCGAGCGAUAAGGAACUCAAACUUUUCUGUCAAGAUUUUUUCUUUAGUGAAGAUUGUAAAGAAGAAAAAUACUUUUCAUAUUUAGCACGGCUCGCGGUGCACAAUAAAAAUAACAUGGCGUCAAUAAAUAUCAACACUGACGACAGUGAUCGUAGUUUACGUGAAAUUAUUGAUUGUUGUGAAUUGCACGAACUGUUCCAGAUCAAUAAAAUAUCCUACUGCGGUAAAGAAGAAAACGCACAGCUUCCUGUACUGUUGGACAAGUCGCCGAAAUGUGUCACUGUUGGAUCGUCUGGUCUACUUGGUUCUUGGAGCCGUGAAAUGUUGGAAACAUUACAGAAUAAUUCUCUGUUACAAGCAAUUUAUAUCUCGGUAAUCGUUUCAAGAUGAGCCACGAUGUACUGAAUGACUUUCUGAAUUAUAUUAUAAACAGAAAAACAAUGACGGAGAUUAGAUUGUGGGACUUAUACUGUACCGAGCACGAGCGUUCGUGUACUUUCAGUUUAGAUUUUAGUCAGCAUUCAGAUCUAAGGGAGUUAGUAUUGUGGG
Molecule: messenger RNA, 3868 nt
Organism: Mercenaria mercenaria
Lineage: Eukaryota; Metazoa; Mollusca; Bivalvia; Venerida; Veneridae
Exons: 6
Coding region: 899-3709 (936 amino acids)
Source: RefSeq, a predicted model, not a curated record